AUGGAUCAAUACCGGUAUAAGCGUCUCGAUCAUGACCAGCCUAUCUUCCGACUGUUACGACUUCAUCAAGGAAGCCGAGGCGAAUUGACGUGCAAUCUGUUCGAAGCGCUUCUUCAUCAUGAUGAUGUUAUUCAAUAUGAAGCGCUGUCUUACACCUGGGGCGCACCAGGUACGCCAAGGAUUGUCACUGUUGAUGAGCAAAAGCUGGCAAUCACAGAAAACCUAUACCAGGCUCUCAUAAGCCUUCGCCGCCCGUACACUGAUCGAAUCCUCUGGAUAGAUGCAGUUUGUAUUGACCAAAGCAACACGAAGGAGCGAAGCCACCAAGUCGCACAGAUGAGUGAUAUAUACAAGCAGGCUGACAGCGUUGUUUUCUUUCUGGGACCCGCGACCUACAGCACUGAUGCGUUUAUGGACUAUAUGGGUCAUGUCCAGCAAGUACGCAGCAAAUAUGCAUACCGGUCUUGGGCCCGCGACGAUCAACGCUGGAAGAUAAUCCAGGAAGCUGUUCAGGAAGAAAUGGGCAAGCUUGAUAUCGAUUUGCUUUCCUUGGGAUUAAAAGGCCUUCUUAACCGCCCAUGGUUUCUGAGGGUCUGGAUUCUGCAGGAAGUGGUAAAUGCAAAGAACGCCAUUGUGUGCUGCGGGAGGAAAGAGAUAGCAGCAAGCGUCUUUAGCAUUUCUCCAAUCAUCUUCAAAGUCAGCCCAAGCGUACAUUGCCAAUCGGUCAUUGAUAUCAUGCCGGGGCCUUGGCGGAAGACUUCAUGGUGGAGCAAGGGUCCUUGUCUCUAUACUCUGUUGUCCAAGUUUGGCGGAGCUCAGGCAACCGAGUCCCAAGAUCUCAUAUAUGCGCUGAGAGGAAUUGCUACCGACAAAGAGUCCCCUAUCCUGACACCAGACUAUGAUAAAUCUGAGGAGUGUCUCGUUCGCGAUAUUGUGCGAUUUUUGUUCGACUUCGAAUAUGACGCGAAGAUGGGUUGGAGCAUGCUUGGGACGGUCAGAGAUGCCAUAAGAGGCCUAGAGCAGAUCAAAGACCGCAUCUUCAUGGAGCGAAUCAAGACUGGCGAAAUGAGGCGCUUGGAUGGCCUCCUCCAGGCGCCUGGUUUCACAUUUUCUCCGACCGUUGUUGAGGCUGCGAUACAGCACGAUAAAACUGGACAAAUGAUGAAAUUAUUCAUGCAAAAUUCUAAGGAUUUCGGAAUAAGUACACAGACUCUCUUGACAGCAGUGGAAAAAGGCUCGGUUCCGGUGGUUGAAGUCUUGGAACGCUAUCUGGGUGGCGGAGUCGCGGCUGCCACGAAGGAGACGCUACUGAUUGCGGCAAACAAUCGCCGCCACGGAGAUGAUAUGGUAACUUACUUUUUGGCACGCGAUCCAGACUUAGGAGAUGAUGGCCAGACAGUCGCGGAGGUUGCGGCUCGCAACUCAACACAGGCCACGAGAAUCGUACGGCAAUUGCUUGGUCGAGGAAUUCGGAUAACGAUGACACCACAGCUUCACAAGAAUGCACUUAAGAGCGGAUGCUAUGAAGAAUUGGUCCUCCUCUUCGUUCAUUAUCCUCCGCGUGGGCUCCGAAUGAGUGACGAAGCUGUCGAUGUGGAUGCAAAUAAAUCAGCAGAUGGUGCUGCCGAGAAUGCUAGAAUAGUCUUUAGGAGCAUUGCCAGGUUCUUGAUCACUUAUGCAAACUAUGAAUACACCUUAUUCGACGUCUUUAGGCAAUCUUGCCGCCAAAUCGAAGAGCAUGGAUAUAACUUCUUGGAGGAACUAACUUUGUGCGCAGCUGAGGUCUUUAAAGAGGGCGGUCACUCGCUAUCAACGCAGCGUGGACAGUUUGAACAGAUAAAUGGAACCCUAGACUGGAUUACGGAAGAGAGCGGGUUCAGCCUUUACAUCACAAUUGGCGUCGUGAAAGCAAGUAUCGAGGGCAACUUCACAGGCAGAAUGUCGCGCUUGUUAAAGCAGAAACGAGACUCAAUCGACAUCGAUCCGGAUGCCGCUGCGGAAAUCAUUCGCACCUAUCACCGGGGUGAAAGUGAUGAUUUGUCGAUGAUCAAUCUUAUCUUUCAAUAUGGCGACGGUCAAUUUCGAUACACCAAUGUGAUGUCGCAGGCGUUAACAAAGCGAUACCGUGAUCCAGAAACCCGGCCACACGCCGGCUUGCUUCAUGCUGUCAAUAUGCAUCGUGACGCCGGACUCCUUCGGUGGCUGUUGUCUUGCGGCGCUAAUCCUGACGAGAGGAACAGCAAUGGGAACACAUUACUGACAUAUACUGCUCAAAAUUGUCAGACAGUGGCUUUACUUCUCUCUUAUGGUGCCGAUCCCAACAUACAGCCUGGAUUGAGCGGGUACUGUGCCCUCCACCCGGCCAAGGCCGGAGCUGAUUAUGAAGCGUUGGAGCUCUUCCUUGUCUGUGGCGCAAACCCCAACAUCGUUGAUGGCUACGAAGGCAACACGUUGCUCCAAGGAGCAGCGUGUCGUGGUGAUAUCGGCUCAGUCAAACUGCUUCUUCAGUAUGGAGCAGAUGCAACAAUUCGAACUGACGACGGAAAAGGUGUAGAAGAUCUCACCAAGUCUAAUGCCAUUAUUAGUCUGCUACGAGAGCAUUCAUCACAAUCUCUCGCAGGAAUGCAUGGUAUUAGUCCUAGUGUUCAGGACAUCAUGAGAGAUCAUGGGCUAGUUCCCAACCCACAUAAUAGGUUACUCGGCACUCGUUUGUCAUGGCAUAUUCCAUAA
Messenger RNA from Trichoderma gamsii, 2730 nucleotides. RefSeq lists its product as hypothetical. NCBI's taxonomy places the organism in Eukaryota, Fungi, Ascomycota, Sordariomycetes, Hypocreales, Hypocreaceae. Bases 1 to 2730 code for a protein of 909 amino acids. Gene Ontology annotation, molecular function: protein binding. The transcript has a single exon. The record is from RefSeq and is a predicted model, not a curated record.